Trichosurus vulpecula (common brushtail) is the source of this 1557-nucleotide messenger RNA. It is a transcript of the gene TSGA10IP, whose product is annotated as testis specific 10 interacting protein. Gene Ontology annotation, biological process: cilium organization. Lineage: Eukaryota; Metazoa; Chordata; Mammalia; Diprotodontia; Phalangeridae. The record is from RefSeq and is a predicted model, not a curated record. Gene Ontology annotation, cellular component: photoreceptor connecting cilium; ciliary basal body; cilium. The transcript is spliced from 10 exons.
AUGGGGCAGAAGAAUACUUUGGUAAGAACCCAUCAACAGUCAAUUCUGGCUGCCUCUGCCGUGAAACCUAACCAUGAUGCUCGGGUCCGGGUCCCUUCAGCCUCAUCUGAAAAGGGAACAGCCGCCGGACUGCUGGGACUCCUUUCUGGAGUGCCUCUAGCCCACCAAAGUGCUUUUGGGAGUGGAGAUGGGGUGCUGAUCCAAGGCCGACCUAGGGCUCGCAGUACAGGGAACACCAGAAAGAAAGAUUUGGCCAACAAAGUCAGGAAGGGAAAUGAGCCUUCUGAGGCUGAAGGCCUUAUCCCGCCGCCUCCGAGGAAGCCCUCCUUCCCGUUCCAGUGGGCCUGGGAGAGCUUCUUGGUGGAUGGCCGGGGCCUACCCCUGCCUUCCCCUAACUCUUCCCACCAGAACCUGCUGCUUAAGAGGGCCCAGACCCCAUCCCUGACAUCUGCCAGGGCCUCCCGGAAGUCCCAGUGGAAGGCUGUGCCCCCAUCUCCCCAGUCAGCCAACUUCCCACUCUACUGGAAGAUGGAAGCCCGAUGUCAGGAUGAAAAAAGGCAGCUGAAAACCUGGGUUCAUUCUGAGCUGGAUAGCCAAGAGAGCCAGGACGUCCAGGAUUAUCAAGAUGGCCAGGAACAAGAAGAGCUGGAAGACCAAAAUGGCAGGGAAGAGGAGGGGCCUGAGGGCAGGAGGGAUCUCAGCCUCUGGCCCUCUUUUCUGUCUCUUGAGAAAAGGAGCAGAGAAGAGGAGAGAAGCCAGCUGAGGAAGUGGAAGGCCCUCCAUCUGGCUGGUUUCACCCUGCUGAGAGGCUUCCAGAGGAAGUCCACAAAGUCGAAGGACCGGGAGAAGCUCUUGGACCUGGAGAUUCUGCAGAAACAUUUGCAGGAAGGGGGACUCUACUACUCCCAGUGGCCUAUCCAGGAUAUCACCCACCCUCCAGGCGAGAAGUUACAGGCCUGGGAGGAUGUUAAACCCUUCUUGCCGACCGGUGGCACCACUAAAACCUUCCAAAAGCGACGAGAGGCCACCAGGACCUUGAUGCUGGACUGGGAGCGCCACAAGCAAGAGGAGCUGGCCAGGGAAGAGCAGCGCCGAGCUCUGGAGCAGCGGGUCCAGAAGCAAGUGGCUCGGUGCCUGGCAGCCUAUGGGUCUUCGAGAUCAAAGGGGUCCAGGGCAUCCCAUCGCAAACUUGAUGAACUCAGGCAGCAGGAGAAGCAGCGGUUGGCAGAGUACCAGGCUGAGCUUCAGGGCAUCCAUCACCGGGUGCAGAGCCGCCCCUUCCUCUUCCAGCAGGCCAUGCAAGAAGGUAGGGCCCAGGGACUGCAGAGGGGAAUGGAGGAAGUCACCCAUUAGGAGGUGAAUGCAAAGGCCAAUGCCCGGCUCUCAGUGAACAGACGCUUCUCCCAGGUGCUGUCAGCCCUGGGUUUGGAUGAGGAGCAGGUAUUGGCUGAAGCACUGAAGGCUGAGAUUGAGGAAAUCCCCUCAAAACACAGGUCCUCAAAGACGAGGAAGCUGGCCAGGAUCCGAGUGGAGCAGCCUUUGUGGGGUGCAGAGUAA